Molecule: messenger RNA, 549 nt
Organism: Sinocyclocheilus rhinocerous
Lineage: Eukaryota; Metazoa; Chordata; Actinopteri; Cypriniformes; Cyprinidae
Product: zona pellucida sperm-binding protein 3-like
Exons: 4
Coding region: 1-513 (170 amino acids)
Biological process (GO): egg coat formation; positive regulation of acrosome reaction; binding of sperm to zona pellucida
Cellular component (GO): extracellular matrix
Molecular function (GO): acrosin binding
Source: RefSeq, a predicted model, not a curated record
AUGACUGAUAGCAAGAGCAGUACGUGGUCCAAAUUCAUCCAAAGUGGACAAAGAAAUGUUGUGCGGUUCUCCGUGGAUGCAUUUCUGUUUCAUGGGAUGUUGGGAGAGCAUCUUUACAUGCAUUGUGAAAUAGCCGUCGGAAGUUUUAAACCAACAUCAAGUGCAAAGUCCUGCACUUACAACCAGUCAACAAAACGAUGGGAAGAGUUAUACGGUUCAAAUGAUGCGUGCCUCUGCUGCGACUCCACAUGUCUGUCUUCUGACCUGUCUGUGUCCAGUAAGGUCAUCACCAGUGAGCCCUGGAUCAUGGAGUCUGAUUUGGACAUUGUCGAGGAAGAGCAAACAUCUCCAUUCAUGACCGAAGAGGUGGGAACAGGCUUUGUUGAAGUAGUAACCACACAGACAGCUGAGAUUGGACCUCGUCAUUUUGUGCCAGACCUGGGUGUGAUGGAGGAAGUCGACAAAUUUGUGGAGCCACGGCGAAUAUUUGAGGAGGUAUUUGGAUUGGACUAAACAAAAAGGAUUAAAUAAAGACAUUUAUGAUUUCAA